UUCGUGUGGCGCGGAAUGGGACAGUGUUGUGAAUAGUUCGGUACCGGGGGAGUUUGCGUUGUUUCUGUGAUUACAGCUUUGGGAAACUGGAGUCCACUGGAACAAGCGAGAUGUUUGCGGCAGAUUCGGGUUGUUGGUUCACCCAGAAGGUGCUGUGCUGGAGGGCUGCGGCCAGCGUCGCCUGGUCUGUCCUCCUGCUGCCGGCAUCCACGGCGGCCUUCGUGGUCCUCAGCAAGCUCAGCGUUCUCCACCCGGUCCAGAUGUUCGCAGAUUGCGUGUCCGUGCUCCUGAGCGCCGGCUCCGUCUUCUCUUUCGUUUUGCUGGCUGGGGUCAUCAUCAUGGUCGGCUUCCUGACCUUUGAAUAUUACACAGUCAUCCCAUCAAUUGCUUGCUCCAAAGUGGCGUUGCUGGGUCAGCUGCUCCAUCCUCGCCAACUGCUGUACUGCUUGGCCCACGGCGUGAUGGGCGUGGUCGUAGGGUGGAGUUGUGCCGUCACAAUCGGUUACCGAUACGAGAGGCUGGCCUACCUGUGCCCUCAGAAGGACAGGUACGCUGCCUCCUUAAACACGGACGUGCUGAGCUGCUGCAGACAUCUGACCCGUCUGUUGUCCAUCAGGGACGGCCUCCUCCACAUGUGCCUCAAUGAGCACCACCUGCUGCUCCUGCUGGAGGGGGGCUUUGUGGGACUCUCCCACAGCCUGCUGGGAGUCAUCCAGAACCUCAACUACGUUUCCUUUGGGACUGUCCAGCAACACAAAUACCUUUGCUUCAAAGCAUCUCUGCCUUUGGCCGCCAAGUGCAGCGCAGCUCAAGCCUUUUACUCCGUCAGGAACUUUGUUCUGCUCUAUUUCUUUCUGGGACACAUUCCAAGAGCAUGGAUGUGUAAAAGCCUGAGCCUUCACCUGGACAGCUCUGCCCACCCCCUGGACAGCAUAUCUGGACUGCUGGAUCUCUCUCUGCUGUAUCUCCUUUGGAUCAGCGCCACCUACCUCCUCUUUUCAUGGUACAUGACCCUGCUGCUCUUCAGGAUCUUCGUCACUGAGGCCUACAGCUUUCCUGUCCAGUCCACCUUUACUGAAGAAGCUCCUCAGUGUCUUCCUAAAGUUCUGUCAGAAAAGCAGCCGAUGAUCCUGAAGUUUCUAGCUCUGCAGGACCUUUCCCUGCUGUCGCAGCAUUCGCCAUCACGCCGCAGCCAGGUCUUCAGCUUGAGUCAGCCAGGAGGACACCCCCACAACUGGAACGCCAUCAGUAAGGAGUGCCUGUCUCUCCUGGCCGACCUGACCCAGAGAUUGGUGUCGUAUCACGAAACGGUGGCGACUAACGGCAGGACCAAGUCCCUGUCCAGCGGCAGUGACAGGAAAACGUCGUCCGAGUCAUCGGGUACGGAGGACUUGGCGAGCUGCAGACCCACCUUCCUGAUGAAAACUCCAGCUUCGGUCUUUCUGCGCUCCGUGGGGGCGGGACCACAGAGCCCUCUGACCUCACCCUUCACCCCUGACCUCGACAGCCCUUUUGCCUCCCCCACUCUGCGGCAACUGACAUCUCCGGUGGAUCCGGGCUCGCCGUGGCAUGGCGUGGUGCAGAGCCCCCACGUGAUGAGGAGGGCGCCGAAACUCUGGUCCACUUCCACAGAUUCACAGAGGAAUGGCAGCCCCCCAGCUUCACCCGCCACCCUCCCCACUCCAAAACCAGAAUCUUCCAAGCCAAGUUUUCUGGCUCAGUUCUUCCAGAACCGAAGAGAGCAGGUUAAGCAUUUCAUGGCAAAGCGGAUGCUGGUAAUGUAUUUGUUUACAAAGCUUCCAGAAGCUUCCAGUCAGGCUCUGUUUGCAGACGGCCAGGCUCAUAUCUGGGCUUUAGACGGGCUGUCUUACCUCGUUCAAGCAUCCUUCACAGAAGACCAGUUUGGAGUUGUACAGACGACAUUACCCAGCAUUCUCAGCUCCAUGUUGCUGUUGCAGGAGGCUGUGGAUCGACACUUCAAGCUGCCUCACGCCUCCAGUAAACCCGUCAGGUCCACCAUCAGUCUGGGGGACUCCUCCCACAAAACACUGCGCUUUGCGCUCAGAGCCACGCUAAAGACCGCCAUCUACAGGAUAACCACCACCUUCGGAGCCCACUUACAUGCCGUUCAGUUGUCUGCAGAGCACCGGAAGAGACUGCAGCACUUUCUGGAGUACAAGGAGUGAGGCCCCGCCCCCUACCUGUGUGAUGGGAUCGCGGACGGGUGAAAUCUGAGCUCUGCUUGUUUUACAAAAGCAUAAAGUAAAGGACUCUAGGUUCAGACAAGCUGCUGGGGAUUCCUAGGCUGAUGUCCGUCAUGACGGUUUUGGAACGCCGCGCCUGGUUCAGGUUCUUUGGUUCAGGUUCUUUGGUUCAGGUUCUGGACUGACCGAAACCUGAACCCAUCCGCUCCGAGUUCACUUUGAUUUUCUUUGAGCAGAAGUUUCUCAUCAGAAGGCUGGGAGCAGCACUGACUUUGAGUUUCUGCUGAUGUUUGAAUAAAGACAUUUGAAAAAACUUCA
Messenger RNA from Oryzias latipes (Japanese medaka), 2522 nucleotides. NCBI's taxonomy places the organism in Eukaryota, Metazoa, Chordata, Actinopteri, Beloniformes, Adrianichthyidae. The record is from RefSeq and is a predicted model, not a curated record.